Molecule: messenger RNA, 3216 nt
Organism: Salvelinus sp. IW2-2015
Lineage: Eukaryota; Metazoa; Chordata; Actinopteri; Salmoniformes; Salmonidae
Source: RefSeq, a predicted model, not a curated record
AGGGACAGAAAGGUAAUAGAAAGCCCUUUGUCCGGGGGUCUCUUUGUGGUUGCUAAUAAGUGAUGCCCCUCAUUUUCAUCUCUCCACUGGUCAGUAUGUAUGCAGCAGGCCUACUAUCCUGAAGAGAUAGAUGUGCAGGCAGGUGGUUGAAGUAUCUAAUAGGCCAUGUCUCUACAUGGGGCCAUAUAUGUUUGACUCGGCCUGACAAUUAAUCAGGUUAUCAUUAUAUACAUAAGAGGCCGAGCACACAUAAAGUACAUCUCCUCCAAUCCCUGUAAUGGGAGAUUCUGACUGUUAGUUCAAUCUUUUCAGAGGAGAAAAUAAACAAGUAGGGCUACACAUAAUUGAGACAUGAUGAUUAUUGUAAAUAGACUGUUUGUAUUCAUUCUAGUGUCCCAUGUGGUCAUAUUAGGGAGGGGACCAACAAGCUGCUUCAGGCUAUAACUAUUCCUAAGAUUGGAUUGGCUUUCAAAACUCAUGUUUGUUUGUUUUGAAGAGAUUUUCAUUAAGAAAAAUGUGUGAUUUAGUAAAGCACAUAGAAACAAUUAUAGUACUAAGGUUCAUGACCAUCUUAUUACCAGUUUAUUACAAACAUAAACAAAUUGUUUGUAUCCCGCUCAAUUUGCAAUUCAAGCAACUGCUGUAAAAACACGUGUAUAUUGCUGAUUAUUUUGAUAUAAAAUCUGUCAAUCAAAGUAUCCCCAGAGACUGAAAGCAGUGUAAAAUGUAACUAUCCAGUGUUUUCAUUGUGGCAAAUGCUGGCUAAAUGGGAGUGGCGUGCUGUGUUCGGGGAGUAGCCUGAUUUGUUCACACAUUGUUCAUCAACAGAGCCAAAGACUGAACCAAGCAUCUAUCUAAUGUUGUAAAGCAAAUCUACUAAUUCCACAUUAUUGGUUGACCGCACGAAUUUAUCAGAUUUUGUCCCAAAACCCCACUCUCCACUGGUGGAACACUAUAGCAGAAUUCCAGGGAAUACAAUAUCCUCAUUGCUUUGUGCUACCUUCGCCAACUACUGUGCAAAGCUUGAGGAAAAACAACUUCUGAAAGAAACGAGAGGGUGGGGGGGAAACGAGACGGACUUCUUAUUAUACACCUAUUACAACGUUAGCUCUGUUUUCAAUUUUGUUUCGCAUGCUGAACAGGGGAAGGACGAAUGUGCAGUCUGUCCCUGCCGGUCGCGUGGCUUCUUUGUGUACAGCAGCUGCCUCUAAAUGCAUGGGCAAACAUCACGGCUUGGCGCAGAUAUCAUAAACSUUGAGGACGAGCUUGGACAUAGCUCAACCGUUAUUUGGGUUUCAAAACUAUGAACAGCUUCUUCAACGAGAAGAAGAGGAAUAACAAAACGUCGUAUUUUAUCCCUUACCUCUUCUUAUCCCGCUUUCUAUUUCUUUGAUUUACGGUCCCGAUAAAGCUUGCCCGCCUCGCCGCCUUUCUCUCACUCUGUGCGCGUGGAUUGUAAAAAGGUAGAAACAAAUUGAGCUCUGUUCACAGUACAGCUGCGCUGUUGCCUGAUACAUCAUGGAUGUACGGUUUUAUCCGAUUGCCGGAGGAAAUCCUAUUCCAGGAGACCCACCAAACCUGGAUUUUCCCCACUGUUUGGGCUACUACAACUAUAAUAAUGGUGGUGGUGAUACAUUCCACACCCCCAGCCUGGGAGACGAGGAGUUUGAGAUCCCUCCCAUCACCCCUCCUCCAGAGACAGAGUCUGGCCUGGGCCUAUCGGAUGUGGACUCCCCCUUCCCGGGGCACCCGCUCCAGCACAGGGGACCCUUCACCCCCCAGUUCCCCCCUCAGAGCCUKGAGCUGCCCUCCAUCACCAUCUCACGCAACCUCAUGGACCAGGAGGGGCUCUCCAGCAUCAACGGCCUGCCAUUGAACAUGCAGGGCCACCUCCGCCAGUACCCCCCUAACCCCGCCAUGGUCAUGAGAUCCAUCAUCAGCAUGAACAACCCCAAUGGUAUGAUGUCCCGGAACCAGCUGACCACCAUCAACCAGUCCCAGCUCAGUGCCCAGCUGGGCCUGAACAUGACAGGACCCAAAAUCCCCCAUACUUCGCCCUCACCACCAACCAGCAAGUCGGCCACGCCCUCACCCUCCAGCUCUAUCAACGAGGACGACCAAGACCAGGACAAUAGGGUAAUGGCAGGAGAGAAGCGCCCAGCACCAGAUGCUGGGAAGAAGCCCAAGACCCCCAAGAAGAAGAAGAAGAAGGACCCCAACGAGCCCCAGAAGCCAGUUUCAGCCUACGCCCUGUUCUUCAGAGAUACACAGGCCGCCAUUAAGGGUCAAAACCCCAACGCCACCUUCGGAGAGGUUUCCAAGAUAGUGGCCUCCAUGUGGGAUGGCUUGGGAGAGGAACAGAAGCAGGGCUAUAAAAGCAAAACAGAGGCUGCUAAAAAGGAAUAUUUAAAAGCCCUCGCUGCCUACCGCGCCAGCCUGGUUUCAAAGGCUGCCCAGGAAUCAGGGGCUCAGACCAUCCGUUCAGUCCAGCAGACCCUGGCCUCCACCCAGCCUGUCCCCAGGUCUGAUGCUGCCUUCGCCACUCUCCCAGCACCGUCCAUGUCCUCCAUGUCCUCCAUGGCCCAGGCUCUCCAGAACGGCAUGCCACGGGCCAUCGCCCCCAAGCCGCUGCAGAUGAGGAUGGGCAACCAGAUCGUGACCUCGGUGACGGUGCAGCACCAGAACAUGCCCAACGGUGUGCCAUCCCAGCUGCUGAACCAGAUGUGGGGAGGUGGUGGAGGAGGGGCAUGGUGGCCGGAGCCAGCCCACGGCCGUGUCCCAGAUGAGCCCGCCCAUGCAGGUGGCGUGGGCGGGCACAUGCAGCAGCUGCAGCAGCAGCAGAUGCAGCAACACCUGCAGCACCACCAGAUGCAGCAGCAGCAGAUGCACCACCAGCAGAUCCAGCAGCAGAUGCAGCAUCAGCAUUUCCAGCACCACCUCCAGCAGCACAAACAACAACAGCAGCAGCAGCAGCAGCAGCAGCAGCAGCAGAGGCAAUGACAUCAGCAACAGCAACUGCAACUCCACCAGAUGCAGAUGCAGCAGCUCCACCAGCAGCAGAUGCAGCAGCAUCUCCAACAACAGCAGCAACAGCACCAUGGGGGCUCCGCCUCCAUGGGCAGUCCCCAACCCGCCCCCCAGCCCACACCCCUCCAGAUCCAGGCCCAUGCCCAGGUUCUGUCCCAGGUCUCCAUCUACUGAGCCAAAUGAUGGAAG